AUGGAUCUGCGCUUAACGUUUUCACAGAAAUGUUGUUUAUGCACUGGAAAGUUUAAAACUUUUAACGCAAUUCAAAAGCACACGGAACGAAAACACACGGUGGAAGGUGAUCUAGCCUUAAUAAUCAGGGGCACCCAACGAGAAUAUAGUUCAAAACCACUUAAACUUAGAAUUGUUAAACGUAUUUUAGUAUUUAAACGGUAGAUAUAGGCAUAUUUUUAUCCCCUGGAAAUUUUUCAUCUGUUCGGAUUUCCUAGCUGAAAGUCAAGUGAUCCGAAAAUUAUAGGGAUCAAAACUUACCUUUUCGAAAAUUUUAGCCAGAAAAAAGGCUCCCGAAAAUUCUAGGUGACCUUUUUAGGGUAAAAAUCCGUUAAAAAUAGGCAAUUAUACCUUUUUUUAGAUGUCCGAAAAUCCUAGGAGAGGCAGGCAAGCAAGAAAUUUUACAACAAAUGUUCCGAAAAUUCUAGAUCUCAAAUCGUCUUCCGAACAGAUAUUUUUCCGAAAAUUGUCGUUGGGUGCCCCUGAAUAAUGUGGUGUUUUUGGACGAGGAGAACGAGGCUUCGGUGCCCGACAUUGGAUUUCUUAACAGGAGAUCGCAAGAUUUUAAAAUAGGAUAUUUAUCGUGGCUGGCAGGGCUUACGGAGCAGAUAAACGCUUCCCUUAAUCCUCGUUUACGUGGUAAGUGGCGAAUUUAAACGGCACAAAGCCUAAUACCACCUAAGUAUUUUGCAUCGCUUUUAAUUUAGAUCUACGCACUUGAAUAUUCCUCGUUAAAAGCCACCUAAGGUACUACCCAAUCAUCUUUUCAGUUGUCCCUCAAACUUUGCUAUUUUCUUUAGCAUUUAGUUUCUCAGUUUAGUAGCAAAGUACUUUGCGCGUCAUUUAGCCGAUUCUCUCACUGGCACGAGCGCACGUUACUCGAGUUUCGCUCGUCACACAAUGUUCCCGGCUACGAGAGAAGAGCGUUGCGUGACGAAACAGAACGACUGUGUGCAAAUGAAUGAAUAAAAUCUUUAUUUUACUUAGAAUGUCAGAUGAUCUCAGAAAGCUUAAACUUACACUUCUCCUGUCAAAACAAUGUGCUGAAGACCCAAUUUAAUUGUAGCUGGUUUUGUCUACUUUCAUUUCUAGGUGGUUGGGUGACUUUACAAUUCCCACAAGUUCCUGAAAGGUACUUUGGGCACUUAGCUUGUCAAAUGGGAUGCAGGGUGCGUAGCAUGAGGCAGGUACCUCAUAAGAAGCCUCCAUUUUACUGCCCAUAA
Messenger RNA from Porites lobata, 1262 nucleotides. Lineage: Eukaryota; Metazoa; Cnidaria; Anthozoa; Scleractinia; Poritidae. The record is from the annotation of a GenBank genome assembly.